AUCUUACAAAACAUUUCAAAGAGCAGAUCAAGAAAAAUGAAAGUGUGAUAAAGGAACAAAGAGAGAAAAGAAAAAAGAAAACAACUAUGAUAGUUACAGAAUAAACUUGUACAUAUUACAUGUUUCGUUUUUACAGCUUUUUUGAAUCCGAUAUUGGAAUAAGAUACAAUUUCACAUCCGUUMCAAAGAGGUCAAAAAGUGGCUUUCUAUGCAUUAUUUUAAUAUUAUGAAUAUGAAACUUUCCCAGAAACAAAAUCAGAUUGAUAAUACAUCUGGCAGAAGAGUCUUUCACCAUAAAAAUAUGUAAUCGUAAAUGCCUCAGCCUUCACCUUGAAAUUACGUCAUCUGACACGCCCAGUACCUGGACGUGGACCAAUUGGCUUUAACCAAAACUAUAUGUUGAGUCCUUCAACUGGCGUGGACCAAUCACGCUGUAGUUCGUGGAAGGAAGGGGGCGGGUUCAAAAUGACGUUAGUUUAACGGAAGUACUAUGUUUCACCUUUCACAAUAAGGUUUACCUUUUACAAUAAGGCCAUGCAAGCGUCCUGUGAUUAGAAAGAAUGAAAUAUUAAUUCAAAACCAAAUAACAUCUAGUUUUUAAUUAAAGACUCUGUUAAUUUUUCUGGCUGCUCGCUCCCAGCACUCUGGAUUUUGUUCCCCACUUUGAGCACCACCGGAAACGGCUCGUUUUAUUGUUGUAACUUGACGGCGGUUUCCUGAUUGAAGCAUCUUCCGUGGGUCCAACCGGGUCCAAUGAGGUGACGCCGCGUACCGGGCCCGACUGCGGCGAGGAGGCUGUUGAUAAGGAAAAUCCAAAAACUCUUAAAGAGUGAGAGCUGAGAGGCUGAAAACCAAGACAAGGUUCGGUUAGCUGCAGUCAGUCCGCGCUCGGAGAGGCUCAGCCUGCGUGUGGUUCUGUUCGGUUUCCACCGGUACCAGCUUGAAGAAGAAGAAGAAGAAGAAGAAGAAGAAGCCGUUUCAUGAUGGRGGGGAAGAAUCUAGUGCUGGUCGCUCUCACCUGCCUUGUUCUGGUGAUGCUGCCUUCGUACACAGUGACUGUAGCUGUCAUGUCAGUGGACAUGGGCAGCGAGUGGAUGAAGAUGGCCAUCGUUAAACCUGGUGUGCCCAUGGAGAUCGUUCUCAACAGGGAGUCGAGAAGGAAAACGCCGGCGGUGGUGUGUCUCAAAGAAAACGAGCGCCUCUUUGGAGACAGUGCACUGGGAGUGUCUGUGAAGAACCCCAAACUGGUGUACAGGCACCUCCAAAGCCUUCUGGGUAAAAAGCACGAUAACCCUCAGGUCGAUCUGUACCAGAGACGCUUUCCUGAGCACCAGCUGGAGGAGGACCACGUGAGAGGCACGGUUUCUUUUAAAAGCUCAGAAGCUGGACUGUACACACCUGAAGAACUGCUUGGCAUGRUGCUUAAUUAUUCACGUGGACUGGCUCAAGACUUUGCAGAACAGCCGAUCAAAGAUGCGGUCAUCACGGUCCCGGCCUUUUUUAACCAAGCUGAGCGCAGGGCGGUCCUCCACGCUGCACAGAUGGCAGGUCUGAAGGUCCUGCAGCUCAUCAACGACAACACAGCUGUAGCUCUGAACUACGGUGUUUUCAGGAGGAAGGAUAUCGAUGGCACAGCCAAGAAUAUCAUGUUUUAUGACAUGGGCUCAGGCAGCACCACUGCCACCAUCGUCACCUACCAGACCGUCAAAACCAAAGAAGCUGGCACCCAGCCACAGUUACAGAUCCGAGGAGUGGGGUUCGAUCGUGGGCUCGGGGGCUUUGAGAUGGACCUGCGCCUGCGGGACCACCUGGCCAAAGUUUUCAACGAGCAGAAGAAGAGUCAGAAAGAUGUGAGGGAGAACCACCGGGCCAUGGCCAAGCUCCUCAAAGAGGCACAAAGACUGAAGACGGUGCUGAGUGCAAACAUGGACUUCAUGGCCCAGGUUGAGGGCUUGAUGGAUGAUAUCGACUUCAAAGCAAAGGUAACCCGGACUGACUUUGAGGAGCUGUGUGCUGAUCUGUUUGAACGGGUCCCUCAGCCGGUGCAGGAGGCCCUCGCAGCAGCAGAGAUGAAGUUGAGAGGAGCUGGGGAAAAACAUCAAUGCUGAUGAGGCAGCAGCUAUGGGAGCUGUGUACCAGGCUGCUGCUCUCAGCAAGGCUUUCAAAGUCAAACCUUUCCUGGUCCGAGAUGCAGCUGUGUUCCCCAUCCAGGUGGAGUUUUCCCGGGAGAUGGAGGAGGACGGCGUCAGAACCCUGAAACACAACAAACGCAUCCUGUUCCAGAGGAUGGCGCCGUACCCUCAGAGGAAAGUCAUCACUUUCAAUCGCUACAACACGGACUUCACCUUCAACAUCAACUAUGGAGACCUCAGUUUUCUGAGCCAGAGUGACCUCAGCGUGUUUGGAUCUCCCAACCUGACCACGGUCCGGCUGUCGGGAGUGGGCGACAGCUUUCAGAAACACGCCGACGCCGAGCCUAAAGGAAUCAAAGCUCAUUUCAACAUGGAUGAAAGUGGAGUUCUGCUCCUCGAUCGUAACUGGGUAACACAAUCUCCACCUUGUUUGGAGGAGGAUCCUCUGAACCUGCUCCAAAUGUAACUGAACCUGUGCAGGAAGAAGAGGAAAUCCCUCCAGAGUCUGGGAAGGAUGGCAACAAUGAGGCCCAGAAGGAUGAAAGUAGCAAUGAGCCAAAGGACGAUUCAGAGAAAAGUACAAAUGAAGAAAAAAGUCAGGAGAAGACGGAGGAGGCAGGGAACAAAGCUGACACUAUGGAAGAAAAAGAUGGAGACAAAUCUGAAAACUCUGAGGCAGAGAAGAAGACAAAACCUCAGAAAAGAAGCAAGAUCUCUGAAGACAUCGAAGUGGAGCUCGUUAUCAAUGACAUCGCUGACCCCUCUGCAGAGGACCUCAGCUCCUCUAAAAAGAAACUGCAGGAUCUGACGGACCGAGACCUGGCCAAGCAGGAAAGAGAAAAAGUUAUGAACAGCCUGGAAGCUUUUAUUUUUGAGACGCAGGACAAACUGUACCAGGAGGAUUACCAGCUGGUGGUUUCUGAGGAGGAGAAGGAGCAGAUCUUAGCCAAACUGAGGGAAGCAUCAGAGUGGAUGGAUGAGGAAGGCUACACUGCCACCACUAAGCAGCUGAGAGAGAAGCUGUCUCAGAUCAAGAGCCUGUGUAAGGACAUGUUCUUUAGGGUGGAGGAGCGACGGAAGUGGCCAGAGCGCCUGGCUGCCCUCAACAACCUGCUGAACACCUCGUCGUUCUUCUUGAGGAGUGCCAAACUGAUUCCAGAGGACGACCAGAUCUUUACUGAAGUUGAGUUAAAUAUGCUGGAGAAGAUCAUCAAUGAAACAACACUGUGGAAGAAUGAGACGGUGGCAGAGCAAGACAAGCGAUCGCCUAAAGAGAAGCCGGUCCUGUUGUCCAAAGACAUCGAGUCAAAGCUGGCUCUGUUGGACCGAGAGAUCAACUACUUGCUCAACAAAGCCAAGUUUGCUAAGCCGAAGAAAGUCAAGAAUGCUACGAGCUCCGAGAAAAGRAGCAAGGCCAACAGCACAGCUGAGGAAAAAGACCUACCUUCCAAAGAGAGCCACGAGAACUCAGAUCCACCUCCCACAGAGGAACACGUGGACUCGGACAGUGGAAUAGACCAGACUGAAGAGCAGUCACAUGACCCCCCUCCCACUGAAGAGAGCACUUUACAUCCAGAUUCUGAAAACCAGUCAGAGCCCACUGAGGCAACGAGAACUGCAGAACCUACAAAGAAGACUCCGCCUGAUGAAUUAUAACAGCUGGAACCGGUGUGAGGGUGUGUGUGUGCGUGUGUGUAUGUGCGUGUGUGUGUGUGGGACUAUUUAUUGACUGUAAAAUGUUCAACUUCCCCUCUGGUUUUAUGUUUUCUUUUCUUUGAUCCUGUUCCACCAUUUUUUAAAAUAUUGACAUUGUUAUUAGACUUCCUGGAAGCUGAUUGGUUGAAGAAUCUUCGCCCCUCCUUUGUUUAACAGAAAAGAAUCUGGAGACCAUCUGUGCCAAGAUGAAAGUAGUAUUCACAGGUGGGACGUCCUCAGUCCUGGUACCAGAGACAGAUACUGCGUCCCUAUUGGACGAACUGUUGCCCCCUGUCACUGCUGGUGUGAGCCGUGGGUCUCAUCAGUGCUCUGAGCACACUGCUGUGGUUUUUGUUUUUAUGUUGAUGGACUUGAGAACAUUUUCAGUAAUAAAAUCUGUACCUUUA
This is a messenger RNA of Austrofundulus limnaeus, 4234 nucleotides long. RefSeq names its product hypoxia up-regulated 1 (gene hyou1). Gene Ontology annotation, cellular component: endoplasmic reticulum chaperone complex. The record is from RefSeq and is a predicted model, not a curated record. Gene Ontology annotation, biological process: negative regulation of hypoxia-induced intrinsic apoptotic signaling pathway; endoplasmic reticulum unfolded protein response. Gene Ontology annotation, molecular function: ATP binding; ATP-dependent protein folding chaperone. Lineage: Eukaryota; Metazoa; Chordata; Actinopteri; Cyprinodontiformes; Rivulidae.